Molecule: messenger RNA, 2079 nt
Organism: Rana temporaria (common frog)
Lineage: Eukaryota; Metazoa; Chordata; Amphibia; Anura; Ranidae
Product: rab9 effector protein with kelch motifs-like
Exons: 11
Coding region: 122-1609 (495 amino acids)
Molecular function (GO): protein binding
Source: RefSeq, a predicted model, not a curated record
AUAAGAGCGGCAUUAAACGAUGUGGGCGUGGUUUGUGUGUGGCGGGUGUUUUCGGAGUUAAACAGUAUAAUCUGGCGGGAAGGUGUUUUAGGACACGGAGAGGCGGAACUAUACGGAGGACAUGGAGGGACUGCCGGAAUUCUACGUCCUGUGUAAUACCUGGGAGCCCCCCGUGAGACUGCACCGAUUGCCAUCUGAUUCUCAAGAAUCUUUCCAGCUUUCUGCACCAGUGUUGCCAUCUGUUUCUUCCCAGCUCUUACUUUUCAGUGUCGGGGAUUGGUCUGGAUUGCCCCAUGAUAGUAAAUUUGAGGUCCAGCUGGAAGCAACUGGAGGUAAAAAAAUCAGCUUGGGAACACUGUCCCGUGAAUUUAGGUGUUUCAUCUGGGACUGUGAUUCGUGUAAAGAUACAACCUGUAUGUUGAAGGACUCCAAGGUGCAUGUCGCCAUCCUUGUACAAGGGCAGCUACAUCAGAAGAAGAAUCGACCAAAACAAGAAAGCAGAAAGAGAAAACGAUUGAAGGAUGAAGAGAACAUUUGCCCUAACAAGGGGCUUGUUAAAGGUGAUGCAGCAAAAUCGAAGAAUAAGAACAGCAAAAGUGCUCCAUUGCCCAAGCCAGUAGCUGUUGCAAAAACAACCAAUGGCAUUUCAGGUGUCCCAUCAGGACGUUGGGGUCAUACUUUAUGCCCUGCUGAUUCUGAAACCGUGAUACUGAUAGGGGGGCAAGGGACGCGCAUGCAAUUCUGUAAGGAUUCCAUGUGGAAGCUCAAAACAGAGAAUAACACAUGGUUUCCUGUGGAGGCAGUGGCUGAUGGUUCUACUCCAGAAGCACGCACAGGUCACACUGCAGUCUUUGAUCCAGAGAGCUGCCGGAUUUAUGUGUUUGGAGGUUCCAAAAACAAGAAGUGGUUUAAUGAUGUUCAUAUCUUGGAUACAGAGGCUUGGAGAUGGAGAAUUGUUGAGGCCCAGGGAAAAGUUCCUCCUCUCUCUUAUCAUUCUUGUUCCCUAUUUCGGGGAGAAUUAUUUGUAUACGGUGGGGUAUUCCCUCGUCCAAACCCACAACCAGAUGGUUGCAGUGACUCAUUAUACAUCUUUGAUCCUCAGCAUGAAAUUUGGUAUCAGCCCAUUGUUUCAGGAACAAAGCCUUUGGCUCGCUCAGGGCACACUGCCAGCUUAAUAAACCGGGAGCUUUACAUAUUUGGAGGUUGGGACACGCCGGUGUGUUAUAAUGAUCUCUUUCUGCUCGAUCUGGGACUUAUGGAAUUCUCGCCAGUUGAGGUGAAUGGUAGCUCCCCCAGUCCCCGAAGUUGGCAUUCAGCUGCCUCAGUGUCUGAUAUUUCUUUCCUAAUCCAUGGAGGCUAUGAUGGAAAUCAGGCAUUAACUGACACCCAUAUGUUUAAUACAGUGACAAAGACUUGGACUGCUUUGGUUCACAAAUCAUUGCCUCGUUCACCCCGCGCAGGGUACGCUAUGCUGACCCUCCCCGCUGUGCAAGAGGAAAGUAAGGAUUGCAGUCCUCAGGAAUUGCUGAUCUUUGGUGGAGGAGACAACGAGGGGCAGUUCUACUCUGAUACUGUCAGACUGCAGAUAACAGAUAUUGUGAAUCUCUAGAGUCCGGACUUUGCUUCUGUUUAUAAAUCUGACUUUUUAUUUUGUAUAUAAACAUGUAUUGUAUAGAAUUUUAAUAAAAGCUGAUUUGCUUAAAGUGGUAAUAAAAUGGCUACUUAAAUACAAAUUAAGUGGGCCCCCCUGCAGGGUAGGGUUAAGUCGUAAUGUACUCAUAUGCACAGCAUACUAGCACAUUUUGACACUUGCCUGUAAAGCGGCUCCCUCCUGCACAUCGUUGUUAUGGAUACCUGGCGCUGCCAUCUUCACCCGCUCUGCCUUCCGGGCUCGUGGGCUCUGGCUGUGUGACUGGCCAGAGUCAUGGCGAGUCGGGUGCCCUUGGCUCCGGCACUUGGCUCUCAAGGUACGACACUAGUAUGCUGUCCCUUUAGAGCGCAUGCACCGGUGACGUCACUGGCAGCAUCGCUUGUGAAUAUCUCCUAAACAGUGUAAGUUUAGGAGAUAUGCACUGUACC